AUGGAAGGCGAGGCGGCGGCCGUAUCGAUUCGCGGGGGUGGAGCGGGCGCCGCCUGCCAAAGUGGCCGGGCUUCGCCCCAGCUCAGCUCAGCUCAGCUCGGCGCGGCUCGCUGCCUGCCCGCCUCCCGUGCUCUCAUGCCCUCACCACCGACUGAGUCGUUGUCCUCGCUGCAGGGACGGGGCGUGCUGGCAGCGCGCCUACACUUCCUGGCGCCGUAUCUCUGCCGCCACCCGCCACCCACCACUCCAGGGCAGCAGGGCGGGGCGGGGGCGGGGGCGGGGGCGGUGAACGGGCGAGGAGGCGCGCGGCCGGCGCGCCCAGAAAGGGUCGAGGACGGCUCCCCUACACCCCUGCUCGGAAGCGAGUGCCGUCUGUGUGUCCGCAGGAUGCUGCAGCGGGCGCAGGAGACGGGCUACAUCAACAUCAACUGCGUGGACCCGCUGGGACGCAGCGCGCUGCUCAUGGCCAUCGACAACGAGAACCUGGAGAUGGUGGAGCUGCUGAUCGAGUACAAGGUGGAGACGAAGGACGCGCUGCUGCACGCCAUCUCGGAGGAGUUCGUGGAGGCGGUGGAGGUGCUGCUGGACCACGAGGAGACGCUGCACCGGCCCGGCGAGCCGCACAGCUGGGAGGCGCUGCCGCCGGACACAGCCACCUUCACGCCGGACAUCACGCCGCUCAUCCUGUCUGCGCACCGCGACAACUACGAGAUCAUCAAGAUCCUGCUGGACCGCGGCGCCACGCUGCCCAUGCCGCACGACGUCAGGUAG
Molecule: messenger RNA, 771 nt
Organism: Schistocerca americana (American grasshopper)
Lineage: Eukaryota; Metazoa; Arthropoda; Insecta; Orthoptera; Acrididae
Product: transient receptor potential-gamma protein-like
Exons: 4
Coding region: 1-771 (256 amino acids)
Biological process (GO): regulation of cytosolic calcium ion concentration; calcium ion transmembrane transport; manganese ion transport
Cellular component (GO): cation channel complex; membrane
Molecular function (GO): inositol 1,4,5 trisphosphate binding; protein binding; store-operated calcium channel activity
Source: RefSeq, a predicted model, not a curated record